Armigeres subalbatus is the source of this 1630-nucleotide messenger RNA. RefSeq lists its product as uncharacterized. The record is from RefSeq and is a predicted model, not a curated record. Bases 134 to 523 code for a protein of 129 amino acids. NCBI's taxonomy places the organism in Eukaryota, Metazoa, Arthropoda, Insecta, Diptera, Culicidae. The transcript has a single exon.
ACGAAGCAGUAAUAGGACCUAGAACCUAGAACACACAAAAGCCAGGAAGAGAUCUAGGCAAUUUUAUGCGUAGAAAAAAACGCAAGUACUUGUAGCUUAGAGCAUUGAAAAAAAAAGUUAGUUGAAUGAAAAAAUGGUGGCCACAAAGCACCGAAUCGCGUCCCGGUUUGAUAAAUCAGACAAUCUUGACGAUUGGAUCCGUAAAAUCAAGAACAAGAAAUACGUCGUGAAGCGUGAAACCCGCGGACAGGACCUGCGAGUGUUGGCCAUGCUUAGCGGAGCGCUUUCUCACGCCGAAGAGUGUCUGCGGCGUGAGAAGAUCCGGAAGCAGGAAGAUAGGGCCAUUAAGUGGGCCCGGAUCCGAUCGCGGUUGGCCGAACCCCCGCGGAUGUACUGUGACCUGGAGGAGGAAGAGGAAGAAAAAGCCCGAAACGCGUCCAACGCCAUCUGGAGCGAAGACUUUAACGGAAUCAAUAAUUUCAUAACGGAACUGAACAGUAUCAAGACCACCCUGAGUCGAUAGGACAAAAGGGGGACACAGUCCCAGAGCAUGAUCACUUAACUUUCCUACAAUCAGUCGGAACUAGAUUUCCUUCCAUUUUUUUCCUUGAGUAGGAGACAAACUCUCGAUCUCGGUAGAUGUAAUGAAUUCUAACGUGCAAUCAGUGUGAUAGGGAACCAAACUCGCCUGGAGCGUCAUCGUCGUUCGCGAAACGUUUUUCCAUCACCAGCAAACCCAAACACACAAGUUGCGAAAAAUCGUCGGUCGCCAUUUUGAAAUUGAAAAUUUUCAUCACGCUCACUGCUGACUCGAUUCUAUAUGUCGCUUCCUCACACACACACAGUCAUGCGCACAACGCAAUGCCCGCUUGGUCGUUGUCAAUGUGAUGUCAUACAAAAAACUCGUGACGGUUCGGAUGAGUAUGUGUGUGUGUUGGAGUGCGCGUUCGUUUUCGAGAACAACGGGUUCGUACGUAACUUUCCCUUCCCGACGAAACGGUGAAGCAAAUAGCGAUGAGGCACCAAGUUGACGAAGCAACAACAAGAAAAAAACGGGGUUCGAGUGCAAUGUUUUCGUUUUGCCUUGGGUUCUCCCCACCCAAUCGGACGAGUGCGAUCCAAGUAGCCAUCUCGCGUGCGUUGUUUGUGAUGGGUUUGCUCUCUGGUGAUGGAGACGCGCUUUCGUAGAAGCGACGCGUCAAGGUGAGUGCGGGUAGGAUAGGUCUUUGUUUCGAAUCAGGAAAAUUCCACCGAACGAUGCAAUCGUGGCGGGGGGUACUGCAGAGAGCGCUAGUGGGGAUACGAGAGUUGUGAUGAUAUAUGAGACACGAAAAAUUUCGAUGUGAUGAAGCAAUCUGUGGCAGAGUUGGAAAAACGUUUCGAGAUGUUUGAAAUAUUUUUGUAAAGCUGAGUUGUACAAAGAUGAGUAUUUUAUUUUUUCGUCGUCAUCCUCCGACGAGUCUCGAGUAGGAAACGAGCUAUAUUGUAUAAGCGAAUGUCCAAGAGGUGUACGAUGUGAAAUCGACGUACUGUUAGGAGCUAGGGAAGAAAAUUUGAAAAUCAAAAAACUUAACCAUUUUUAUACAGUAUAUUUAGUGUAAGACAGUGGAUCUUUAAUCAAGUUUUUCAU